Myripristis murdjan (pinecone soldierfish) is the source of this 538-nucleotide messenger RNA. Its product is annotated as mannose-specific lectin-like. The record is from RefSeq and is a predicted model, not a curated record. NCBI's taxonomy places the organism in Eukaryota, Metazoa, Chordata, Actinopteri, Holocentriformes, Holocentridae. Bases 96 to 425 code for a protein of 109 amino acids. The transcript is spliced from 3 exons.
UAUAAACUGCACCUGUCCAACCUGUGCAGCACAACCUCAGCAGCACCUUCAACAUCUGUUUCUCAGCCUGAAGAAGCAACUUCUCCAACCGAAUCAUGAGCAAGAACUCCAUCAGCACCAAUGAGGAGCUUCAUAAGGGCGAUUACCUCCUCAGCAACAACGGCAACUAUAAAGCAGUCUUCCAGAACGACGGCAACUUCAUCAUCUACCAAUGGGCUCCCAAGUGGGCGACAGAUACCAACGACGAUGGAGGAAAUCGAGUCAUCAUGCAGGAUGACGGCAACCUGGCUAUCUACACUGAUGCUAAUAAAGUGGUGUGGGACAAUAAAAUCCACCAGCCUCAGGAUCAAAUGAUGCGGCUGACCUUGACUGAUGAUGGUCGGCUGGUUGUGACUAGAAGUGGUGUCAAGAUUUGGUCGUCCUAAGGUUGGGCCUGAGGUCAUGAGAUGUACAAGCAACAAUGUUUUGUGCUCCUAUCUUUAAAACACACUUUUGGAACGCUCAUCAUGUGUGUGUUCUAAUAAACUUGAUGACUUAC